This is a messenger RNA of Lactuca saligna, 748 nucleotides long. NCBI's taxonomy places the organism in Eukaryota, Viridiplantae, Streptophyta, Magnoliopsida, Asterales, Asteraceae. The record is from the annotation of a GenBank genome assembly.
GGAGAGAGAGAGAGAGAGAGAGAGAGAGAGAGAGAGAGAGAGAGAGAGAGAGAGAGAGAGAGAGAGAGAGAGAGAGAGAGAGAGAGAGAGAGAGAGAGAGAUGAGUUCAUUUUUACACAGAGAGAGGACAAUCUGUACAUACCAUUAUCGGAACCAUAUCAAGGAGCGCAUAGCAUAUAGCAUACCAGCUUUCUUUCAACAGAAUAAAUUGCCAUCAUUAACCAUGUCUAAUAUGGAGAAGAAAACAGUGUUGUCAGUGGAUCUACGUUGUUUAAAGUGCAGGAAGAAGGUCAUGAUGUCGAUUUCAUCUAUAGAAGGAAUAAACUCAAUAGUUCUUGACCCUUCAAAAAACACAGCAACGAUAAUUGGCGAGGCUGAUCCUAUAUCCAUCAUCAGAAAGGUGCGAAAGUUUAAAAGAUUGGCACACCUAAUAAGCGUGGGACCUGCGAAGGAAGAAAAGAAGGAGGAGAAAAAAGAUGAGAAGAAAGACGAGAAGAAGGAUGGAAAGAAAGACCAGAAGAAAGAUGUUGUGCUUCCUUCAACCACAAGAACAUGCCACAGAUGCGAUGUCUGCACAGGGUUGCCAAAUGAGAUAAUCGUGUCAUGUUUUCAGCUAACACUCGGCCUUACCAUUUCUAAAGUGCCCCCAUUUAAUCCAAGAAUUUUAUACAUAUGCUCAUACUCGGCUACUCCUUUCACAGUAUACUACCCACGCCGUAUCAAAAAUAUAUUCAUCAGCCAAAGUUGA